Molecule: messenger RNA, 828 nt
Organism: Kickxella alabastrina
Lineage: Eukaryota; Fungi; Kickxellomycota; Kickxellomycetes; Kickxellales; Kickxellaceae
Exons: 2
Coding region: 311-763 (150 amino acids)
Biological process (GO): regulation of DNA-templated transcription
Molecular function (GO): DNA-binding transcription factor activity; DNA binding
Source: RefSeq, a predicted model, not a curated record
AAGGACCACGCAGACAUAAAAAACGAGACAACAAUUCGCUGUGGAAGCCCUUCGAGUACUGUUUCUAGUUGGUAUUAAUUAUUUGUUAUUUAUAUCUAUACUUUGUUUUCUGCCGUCCCAUCCUGUCUACAAAUUUUGUUAUGCCUGGAUACCCGCACAUCUGAUCACCGUUAUAGCACAGACCAACCAGUAACCAUACCAGUGAUAACAACAGCACCAGCACCAGCACCAGCACCAGAAACAACAGUUAAAAAUACAAACAAAAGAUCAUACAGACAGACAGACAUACAACAAAAGCUGCAUUAAUAAAAUGCAGUCUCCGGGCAAUGGCAUUGGUAGGGGCAGCGGCGAUGAAAACAGUUUUUACGAUUCCUUUAAUAAUUUGAACCAGCCAACGAAACAUCUCCAAAAUCAGCAGCAGCAGCAUCAACACCGCAAAUCAGCCGAUCUUACGCUGCGCAGGCGCCAGAACCGCGACGCAGCAGCCCGACACCGCCAAAGACAAAACAACAAACUUGAUCAUCUUGCACACAAAGAGGCAGUGCUGAGCCAACAAGUGUCAGAGAUGCAGCUUGAGAUUGAGUUACUGCGAAACAGUCAAGCAGGCUUGACGUUGCCUACACGAGAUCCUUUUACUGCGUGCAUCCAGGCAAUGCUCGACCAGCUUCAAAAUUUGGCAAGCUCGUUGACUCAAAACAAAGACAGAAAUGGAGAUGGAGAUGGAGAUGGAGGACAACGGCUUUUGCACAAGGACCAAAGGUGAAAACCAAUAGCACUAAUAGCAAAACACUUCUGCAUAUUUUCAAUAAAAUAUUUUGUAUAUCACGU